AUGGCAGACUCGUGGAUGUAUCAGUACUCACAAGAAAACGUCGGCAGCCAGCAACCCAUAGGCUCUGCUGGAUCGACACCCGGACCUGGCUUAUCUGCCUUCAGGGAGCCUAGUUCGCCUACCGAAUCCUCUUCCAAAACACCGGUCCACAGAGUUCGGCGUCGUAACCGACUGAUCACAAGCUGCCUAGAAUGUCGUCGACGCAAGUUGAAGUGCGACAAGGUCGCGCCAUGUACGAACUGUGUCCGCUUCAAGCGCGACUGUCUCUAUGUCGCGACGGCGGAUCCGACUAGUCAGGCCAAGCUCGCCGACCUCAAGGAGAAGAUGGGCGCUCUUGAGCGUAACCUGGAGCUGGAGAUGGCGAGUAAAUCCGGCAAGCCGCAUACCGGAGGCGCCAAUGUGACGAGGAUCGCACCUGUGGACAGCCACACUCAUAUUGACGCGGACGAUACCGACGAUGCGCCCGAUGAUGAAGAUGUAUUGGAACCUACCCCCUUGGCCGCACUUGACAACACGUACGAAGACAACGGCGACGACGAGCUGAUGGAUUUAGGCGUGCAGAUGGGCAAGAUGCGCAUUUCCGAGCGCAUCGGCGGUUGGGUUCGACCGAAGCUUGUGGACGAGCUCAACGACACGCUCAAGGACGUCACGGGUGGCAAGUCGAGAUGGUCUAAUUCGCCUUUAGCGAGAGACCACCGUGACAUUCACCCGAACGUGCAGCAACAGCACGCUAUCAAGGCGAGCCCCAAGAGCUACAUCGGGCCUGGACCGGACUACAUUGCUCCUGCUUCCAGCUUCUUCUUCCCUGGCACCAACAUGAACACUAGUCUAGUUGACUAUCUGCCGUCGAAGGCUGCAGCCGACCAGCUUGUUACGCAAUAUUUCUUCGCGGUGCACCAGGUGUGUCGCGCGGUGCAUCGACCGACAUUUGAGACUCAGUAUGCUCUGUUCUGGGCCCAGAUAGCGACCGGUAGCGAGCCUGUGCCUGCCACCCAAGCCGUCGUCUUCGCAGCCAUGUUCUCCGCUGCUGUGAGCUUCACGGAUGUCCAGGUCACGCAACGCUUCGGGACUUCAAAGGCAGCGCUGAUCGACAGUUUACGCUCUGGCACGGAGAUGGCAAUGGCAAAAGCGAACUUCCUACGCACCACGAGAGUAGACGUGAUGCAGGCAUUCGUUAUGUACCUCAUCCCCCUGGUAAGGGCGGAAGUCUCACGUGCCCACUCGGCGCUUGUGGGUACGGCAAUUCGUCUGGCAGAGUGUAUGGGUCUGCACCGCGAUGGGACACAUUACGCCAUGAGCCCGGUAGAUGUGCACGUGAGACGGCUGCUCUGGCACCAGCUGUGCUUUCUGGACUUACGAACAUGCGAGGCUACAGGGCCAAGACCGCAGAUCAGACCCGGCGAUUACGAUACCAAGUUUCCACUUAACGUGAACGACUCCGAUCUUCUCAACGAUGCCACUGCGACCCAAGACAGACUAUACUGGACCGAUGCGACUCUCUUCCGUAUCAGAGCAGAGACCGUCGAAUUGCGGAGAGGGCUGUUCUUUGAUAUUGUGCAGAUCGACAAGAAGAAGAAGUCGCUAACAUCAACUAUCAUUAAGAUUCAGAAGACAUGGAAUGCGCUAACGGAGAAAUACUUCGCCAUGGCUAAUGACUCUGUUCCACUACAGGUUUUGGGCAAGCAUGUCCUGACUCUUGGCGUUCAAGGCUGCUUCCUCGGAGCACUGCACCGUUACCUGUUCAGCACGGCUCAGAGAAUGCCAGAUCGGCUAAGACAGAUUCUUAUUGAAGCCGGUCUGAUGCAGAUGGAGACGGCCAUCAAGCUCGAAACGUCUCCCGAACUAGCUCCUUGGGCUUGGUAUAGGGGAGCAUUCAAUCAAUACCACAGUGCCCUCUUGCUAAUGGUAGAGGUCUAUGCCUACCCAAUGCGCAAGGAUGCUCCGCGUAUUUGGAAAUGUCUGGACUACAUCUUCGACAUCCCACCGCAUCUGUCGCCGAAACAGAAGGCGGAGCUCGUCAUAACCGAUUUGCGAGACCGCAUGGAGGUGUAUCAUAACAUGCGGAAGCUGAGGGCAACCACGCAGAUGGAGGAACGGGUAAGCUCUAUGAGUCACUCUGCGCUGCCCAACAAGAGGGGCUGGGACGUAACCGGCAGCUUGACCUCUCUGCCGUCAGGUGCGCAGACCGCAGUGACCCUACCACCCAUGGACUUCAGCCCGCCGCCAGUGGAACCAGGCAGCUCCGAAGGCGCCAACAGCAGGCAUGGAAGCUACGGGGGAGAGGACACUGACGCCGUCAUGACGAUGAUGGAUGACAUUGACUGGAACGAAUGGGACAAAUACUUUCCGAUUGAGAAUAACAGCGGUGAGCUUAAUGUCGCAGAGUACGACUUUGCGAGUUUCACUGGCGGCUACAGUGGCGGUCCAAGUAUGGAUCCAUCCGCAGCAUUUGCGGCUGCUGCAGCCGCUACUGGGACACUUCCGAUACCUGCAGCACAAGACCUGGCAGACGUCACUUUCACACCGGCGUACUACCCGUCGCACAUGCCGCGGGGCCAGCCGGGCCUGUAG
Messenger RNA from Baudoinia panamericana UAMH 10762, 2571 nucleotides. RefSeq lists its product as uncharacterized. Gene Ontology annotation, molecular function: DNA binding; zinc ion binding; DNA-binding transcription factor activity, RNA polymerase II-specific. Lineage: Eukaryota; Fungi; Ascomycota; Dothideomycetes; Mycosphaerellales; Teratosphaeriaceae. The record is from RefSeq and is a predicted model, not a curated record. The transcript has 2 exons. The coding region runs from base 1 to 2571 and encodes 856 amino acids. Gene Ontology annotation, biological process: regulation of DNA-templated transcription; DNA-templated transcription.